Messenger RNA from Moneuplotes crassus, 2164 nucleotides. Lineage: Eukaryota; Ciliophora; Spirotrichea; Euplotida; Euplotidae. The record is from the annotation of a GenBank genome assembly.
AUGCUUCGAUCGCAAGACAAUAAGGAGCUUUUUAAAAUAAUUGAAAUCCUUGAGAGACAAGAAGGGACUCGAUCAAAGAGCGAUCUAGAAUUCAUGCAGAGCUAUUUCACUGGCCUGAUGGAAUCAAUCCUUGAACUUGACAAUGAUAAGGGCUCUGAGUCUGCAGGAAAAUCGAAUGAAGAGCUUCAGAUGAACCUGUUCAAAUCAAUGAAGUAUUGCUAUGUGGACAAGGGACAUUCAGUAUUUCAAUACGGAGACCUUGGAAGCUUGUUCUACAUUAUUUUAAAAGGGACUGUAAGCUUGAGCAUCCCAACUGAAAAAUUAAAAACCUUAACUGAGCAAGAGUAUUUCAUGUAUCUCUAUAACAACUAUGAAAGGUUGCACUUUGAAAAAAUUGAAAUCGAGAGUCGAAUCCUCACAAAAUUACAAGAAGUUAGGGAAUCUGGGGAGAAACCACCUGAAAACAAAUAUGAUAACAAAAUACAAAAAGAGUACAACAUCUGGGAAAUGGUAGAUGUUGUGAAGUACUCUAAUGGCCAAAGCUUCGGAGAGCUCGCCCUGAUCAACAACAAACCUAGAGCAGGCACAGCCUUCUGUGAAGAAGCAUGCCACUUCGCUAUUAUUGAUAGAGACUCAUACCAGAGAAUAUUAGGCAAGAUGCAUCAGAAAUAAGAUUAAUAAAAUAACUGAUUUCUUACAAAAUAUCAAAAUAUUUGCGAGCCUAACUCUGCAAACUCUUCAGAAGCUGACUUAUUAUAUGGAGCUACUUCCUGUCACUUAUAAGCAAAAAUUGUUCAAGCAAGGAGAGCCUCAGAAAGGAGUUUUCUUGAUUAAAAGUGGAGAGUUUGAAAUCACCCAAAAACUUGUUGAAAAACAAGAAGGUCAUGAGCACUUGUACAUUAAAAAGGCUAAAAACAAUGAUCUCAGCAAGUUAAAGCAGUUUAGGCUCUCUAUCAUCAGCAAGUAUCAUAUAAUCGGACAUCAAGAAUGAAUAGAUGGGGUAAAUAGCACAUGUACAGUUCAAUGAAUCAGCAUCAAAGGGAGUGCAUAUUUUAUCCCUAAAAAGGAGUUCCUUCAACGUUUCAAACUUUCUAACUCAAAGAAAGCUCUCGAUGAAGAAAAAGAGAAUAAAAGCAAAUUAAUUGAUUUACGGAAGAAAGUAUUCAAAAAGGUUAAAAACAAACUGACAGCAGACUAUAUCUUUAAAAAUCCCAAACUUGGAGAAACAAGCAAAUAAAGAAGGAUUCUCCACUAAAUCAUCAUCUUCACUUGAGAAAUUAAUCAUGGGUAAUGAAGAGUCUCUUCCAAAGCCAAAAAUUCCACUACCAAGAGUGAAACUAUCUAGAUUAGCAAAUUCAAUAUCUUCUACGGUUUCGAAAGAUGGCACUUCAUUAGGGAAAUAACCUUGAUGAUCUCAUCAUUUUGACCAAUAACUCAAGAAGCAACACUGGAAUAGAUCUUCGAAGAGAGCAAGCAGGUUUUGAUAAUCUUUAGAAUUCGAAAAUAUUGAACCAAAAGCUCACUUGAAGAAUCUUUGAAAGGAGAUAAUUCUAAAUAAAAAGAAACUUAACAAUAAUCACAUAAAAAUUCAUGAUAAGAGCAGGGGCUCCUUUGACCAAUUUAAAAAGUUACCAAACCUCAAACCCCAAAUAACCAAACUGGCAAAGAAAACCCCUGUAAACCCUAAGAAAAAGUCUACUCUCCCACUCUUGCACAAAAAGACUAAAAAUCCUCCUCACCUCAACUCCCAAAAACCACCAAUGAACCUAAACCUCCGAUACCCCACCCGCAACAAACACACCUUACAUCCCUGCAUCUCCCAAAAGAUCGGAAUAACCUCCACCCUCUCCCACAUCUGCACUGAGCCACCCACAGCCUCAACCCGCAAGAAGAAAAUCAGACAAUUCCCAAGCGACAGCUGUAUCAAAAUCAGACAGCUCCGUACAGCAGAAAUGCAUGUGCUUCGGAAUAGGUGUGUUACCAAAAACCUCAAAAAGCCGUAUCCCCCAGUCGAAGCUCCCACUCCAAAACUCUACUUGCCCAAAGGCCUUAGUCUAAAUUACAAAAACAGUAACGUUUUGAAACGCAAAAGUUUCAAGAUGACCUCUCAAAAACUUGACUUAAAACCACACAAAUUUGUUCUAAAAACCAAGAAAGUUUCAAC